Episyrphus balteatus (marmalade hoverfly) is the source of this 2161-nucleotide messenger RNA. RefSeq names its product ADP-ribosylation factor GTPase-activating protein 2 (gene ArfGAP3). NCBI's taxonomy places the organism in Eukaryota, Metazoa, Arthropoda, Insecta, Diptera, Syrphidae. Bases 178 to 1857 code for a protein of 559 amino acids. The record is from RefSeq and is a predicted model, not a curated record. The transcript is spliced from 7 exons. Gene Ontology annotation, biological process: COPI coating of Golgi vesicle. Gene Ontology annotation, molecular function: GTPase activator activity.
UUCUCACAAAAUUCUUGUUGGAACGAACACGUCAAAAUUUUGUCGUCAGAGAUUUUUUAUUCGUGUAAAAAAGAAAGAAAAAUUGUAAUUUGUUUUAUUUUAACAGAACCAACAAAAAAUAGUUUUAUUUAAAAAUCAAAUAAAAAUUACAAAAACCAUCAAUCUCAAAUCAAAGCAAUGACAUCCUCAGGGCCAACAAAGCAGGAAAUCGAAUCAGUUUUUGGUAGACUUCGUUCACAAGCUGCCAACAAAUCCUGCUUUGAUUGUGGAGCUAAAGCACCAACUUGGUCAUCAGUAACUUAUGGGAUUUUCAUUUGCAUCGAUUGUUCAGCUGUCCAUCGCAACCUUGGCGUACAUUUGACAUUCGUUCGCUCCACAAAUCUCGACACAAACUGGACGUGGCUGCAAUUGCGUCAGAUGCAAUUGGGUGGCAAUGCAAAUGCUUCCCAGUUCUUCAGACAACACAAUUGCAAUACGACAGAUGCCCAACAGAAAUACAAUUCUCGUGCUGCUCAAUUGUAUCGAGAUAAAUUGCAAAAAUUAGCUCAAAAUGCUAUGAAACAACAUGGAACCAAGCUUCAUUUGGAGAACCAAAGCGAUAAGCCAGAAAAUGAGGUAACUAAAAUCGAAGAAGAAGAUUUCUUUACUCUUUGCGAUGAAAGUAGCUUUGAAACAACUUCCUUGAAUCAGAAGAACAAUAAUAGCAACGAUCAAAUGGCCAAGAUUGAUAUAACACCGAAACCGUCAGCAUUGUCGUCAAAUCUAGGAGGAGAACCCAGUGUUGAUCUCCUGAAUUCCGUUUUGACCAAUAAUGGUCCAGCGCCAACAAUUGGCGCCCGUAAAAUUCAACCGAAGAAAACUGGAAUAGGAGCACGUAAAGGUGGUCUUGGAGCAACAAAAGUCAAGACCAAUUUUGCCGAAAUCGAACAAAGAGCCAACUUGGCAAAUCAAUUCAAAGAACCAGUGCCUGAGAAGAAACUCACUGUCGAAGAAGAAUUAGAAUCAUGCGCCAGUGUACGAUUAGCUUAUCAAGAUCUGUCAAUAAAGCAGUCGAAGGAAGAAGCCAAAAUGAAGACUACUGAUCCACUUAAGGCCAAGCAAAUGGAACGACUUGGAAUGGGAUUCAAUUUGCGAGGUUCGGAUGUAUCUCAUUCUGCUCUAAGUGACAUGGAAACAAUUUCCCAGACUGCAGCUCCAAAAUCGUCAUCAUCAUCGUCUGGAAACAAAUCAUCUUAUGAUCGUGAAAUCAACAGUGAUUCCUUUGAUUCUUUGCUGGGUUAUCCCCCAUCCAUGUAUAAAACAUCAAAACAGGACAAAGAACUCGAGAUGAUGGGUUUCGAAUCGAUUGAGCCCAUAGACUCGCAUCAUUCCAAUAUCACAUCAAUGUUUGCUAGCCAAUCGGCGAACAAUAGCACAACAUCAACAGCAACUUCUAAGCCAGUCUUAUCGGAAAAAUCUGCUGCUGCACCAACUCGUAAGGCUUUCGGCAAAGCUUCAGCAGUUUCAGUUGAUUCCAAUGACGAUAAGGCUCAAAAGAAAUUUGGAAGUGCCAAGGGCAUUUCAUCGGAUCAAUUUUUUGGCAACGAACAGAGUUCAAGUGAAAUUUCGUCAAAUCUGUCCCGUUUCCAGGGAUCGAAUAGCAUUUCUUCGUCGGAUUAUUUUAAUGAUGGAUCCUCCUCAUCGACGACAUCCAACCGAUCUUCCAGGAGAGGCUAUACCACAGCCGCCAACUUUAAUGCGCCAGAUAUGGACGACGUGAAGGAGAGUGUUCGACAAGGUGUAACCAAGGUUGCUGGUCGUUUAAGUAACUUAGCCAAUGAUGUUAUGUCGUCGUUACAGGAUAAAUACGGAUACUGAUACUUUUUUCUUUCUAAUUAAUUUUUCCAGAGUUUGUUAAAUUAGAUGUUUUGUUUGUUUAAAUUUUUUAUUUUUUUUAAUAAUUUUUAAUUUUUAUCUAAAUUUGCAACUUAAAUUUCUAUCAAAAUAUACGAAUCGAAAUGAGAGCAAGACACCACAUUUAUUAAAACAAACAAAUUUUAUCAUUAUUAUAAAUAAAAAAGUAGUAAAAACUUAUUAAAAAACAAUCGCAUAUUAUAGACCAACACCAAUAUUUAAAAAGAAAAAAAAGUUAUAAUGGAAAUCAUAUAAAAAAAAAAAACAA